This is a messenger RNA of Raphanus sativus (radish), 1022 nucleotides long. Its product is annotated as transcription factor MYB77. Gene Ontology annotation, molecular function: DNA-binding transcription factor activity, RNA polymerase II-specific; RNA polymerase II cis-regulatory region sequence-specific DNA binding. Gene Ontology annotation, cellular component: nucleus. The record is from RefSeq and is a predicted model, not a curated record. The transcript has a single exon. Lineage: Eukaryota; Viridiplantae; Streptophyta; Magnoliopsida; Brassicales; Brassicaceae. Gene Ontology annotation, biological process: regulation of DNA-templated transcription. Bases 56 to 862 code for a protein of 268 amino acids.
CUUCAGUUCUCUCGACCUCGUCGUCUCCCUCUCUCUCUCUCUGCUUUUCGAUUCAAUGGCGGAUCGUGUGAAAGGCCCAUGGAGCCAAGAGGAAGACGAGCAGCUGAGGCUGAUGGUGGAGAAACACGGGCCGAGAAACUGGUCGGCGAUCAGCAAAUCGAUCCCAGGUCGAUCCGGUAAAUCGUGCCGGUUACGGUGGUGCAAUCAGCUAUCGCCGGAGGUCGAGCACCGCCCGUUCUCCCCGGAGGAAGACGAGACGAUCGUCUCGGCUCGCGCCAAGUUCGGUAACAAAUGGGCGACGAUCGCUCGUCUCCUCAACGGACGCACGGACAACGCCGUGAAGAACCACUGGAACUCGACGCUCAAGAGGAAGUGGCUAGACGGGAACCUGACGACGGAGGAGGAGGGUCGAGAUCCGGCGAAGAAGAGGAGAUCGAUGAGCUCUGAGUCCGUCGUCCCUCCUCCGGUGGUGGACACUGGGUUGUACAUGAGCCCUGAGAGUCCCAAUAGCGACUCCAGCACGGUUCCUGCUCAGGUUUUUAAGCCAAUGCCGGAGGUUUCGCCGGAGGAGGAGGAGGAUCCGGCGACGGCGUUGAGUUUGUCGCUGUCGCUUCCAGGGGGUGACGUAAGCCAGGAGUCGAGCCAGAGCUCGUUGCUGGUUCCGCGGUUUGAGAGUCAGAUGAGGAUUAAUGUAGAGGAGAGAGGGGAGGCGAGGAGGGGUGAGUUUAUGAGGGUGGUGCAUGAGAUGGUUAAGGCGGAAGUGAGGAGUUAUAUGGCGGAGAUGCAGAGGAACAACGGUGGUGGAUUUGUUGUAGGAGGAGGAGGUUUCUAUGAUAGUGGGAUCACACCUAAGGUUGAGUAGUUUUUUUUUUUGGCACGUGAGAGAGAGUUAGGUGAUCGAAUCGGUUUGGGGAUUUGGAAAGCAAUUCAUUUUUGGGUUGUGGUGAAAUGAAAAAAGAAUGUACAGUUCAAUUAAAAUUGGAUAAUAAUAAUAAUAUUAAUUGAAUAAUCUUUAUUCAAAA